AUGACAACGAGAGAGAGAGUGUGUGAGGAAAAACUGUUUGUACACAUGGCAACCGCAGUAGCAAAAGUUGGAAAAUCAGUUCACCGCAUUUUUGUGGGCAAUUUACCGUGGACGGUGGGUCAUCAGGAAUUGCGUGGUUAUUUUAAAGAAUUUGGACGUGUGAUCAACGCCAACGUCAUAUUUGAUAAGAAAACCGGGUGCUCCAAGGGUUACGGCUUUGUGAGUUUCAAUAGCUUGCAGGCGCUGGAGAAAAUUGAGAACGAGCAGAAGCAUGUGCUGGAGGGAAAUUAUCUAAACAUACAUAAGUCAUAAAUUCAAGAGCAACAACAACAACAACAGCAACAC
Drosophila innubila is the source of this 345-nucleotide messenger RNA. It is a transcript of the gene SLIRP1, whose product is annotated as SRA stem-loop-interacting RNA-binding protein, mitochondrial. NCBI's taxonomy places the organism in Eukaryota, Metazoa, Arthropoda, Insecta, Diptera, Drosophilidae. Gene Ontology annotation, molecular function: RNA binding. The record is from RefSeq and is a predicted model, not a curated record. Bases 1 to 312 code for a protein of 103 amino acids. The transcript is spliced from 2 exons.